GUGUGUGUGUGUGUGCGUGCGUUUGUGUGUGUGUGUGUGUGUGUGUGUGUGUGUGUGUGUGUGAGUGUGUGUGUGUGUGUGUGUGUGUGGAUAGGGGGGGGCUUCUCCAGGUUUUGCUCAGUGGCUUUCUGGAGGAGGCUCGAGCGGACGCACAGUGGAUUAGGAGCAGAACCACCGGGAGACGCGCGUGCCAUUACGCAUCGGACAACUGCGGAGUGAAUUGGUUUAACUGGCGCGGACACACACUCACACACACGCGCACUUUAUUACCGUAGAGCGGCGCGGUGUGACGUCCCGUGUCUGAGCGCGCACCGGGGAGACGCACCGUCUCACACCGACCACCGGGGAAAGUUGGAGUAACGUGGGCGCGCGGUGAGGGAGGCAGCGCCCGCAGAUUUGGACGUGCACGCUUCUCCGCUCAUGGACCGAGCUCACCGGACCUACCGAGGACCCUCCGGUCGGAACAUGUGGAUCUUAACGGCGAGCGGGGCUCCGGUCCCCGUGAAGGUGUUUCCUCGCUCCGGUCUGUCAGCGGCAGCUUCACCGGGAGAGAGAGAGUGAGAGAGAGAGAGAGAGCAGGUUGAUCCGGAGCGCGUGCGUGACAGAGAGAGAGAGAGAGAGAGAGAGAGAGUGAGAGAGAGAGAGAGAGAGAGAGAGAGAGAGAGAGAGAGAGAGAGACCCCUGUGUUCAGAACCGUGGGAAUUAAACCGGAACCGAAAUGAUCCUGAUAAAUAUCAUCACUGUGGUGUUUGUGUUAGAUGUGUGUGUGUGCGAGUCGGAGCUCGGCCCCCCCGGCUGGAGGGAACCUCUGGACUGUGUCCGAGCCUCAGAACUGUGCGGCCAGAACGGCCAGUGCAGCUCACGCUACCGGAUCAUGCGCCAGUGCCUGUCCGGCGGGGACAAGGAGCGCAGCGCCAUGUUGGCCUCCAAGGAGUGCCAGGGGGCGCUAGAGGUGCUCCAGGACUCGCCGCUGUACGACUGCCGCUGCAAGAGAGGCAUGAAGAAGGAGCUGCAGUGUCUGCAGAACUACUGGAGCAUCCACAUGGGCCUGACUGAGGGGGAAGAGUUUUACGAGACGUCUCCGUACGAGCCGAUCCAUUUCUCCGAGGAAUACAGACACGCAUCCAUCAUCUCAGAUUCGUCCUUGUCGAAGAUGAGCCCCUGCUCUGAGGCGGGGAAACCCUGUAACCCCUGCCUGGACGCGGCGAAGGCGUGCAACCUCAACGAGACGUGCAAGCGUCUGCGAUCUGCCUACAACUCCAUCUGCAGCAAGGCCACGCCCCCGCAGGCCUCCUUGGCCAAUCAGGAGCCGUGCAGCCGGAAAAGGUGUCAGAAGGCUCUGCGGCAGUUCUUCGAGCGGGUUCCGUGGGAGCUGAGUUACCCGCUGCUGUUCUGCUCGUGUCCCGACCAGGCGUGUGCCGAGCGGCGCCGGCGCACCAUCGUGCCGUCCUGCUCGCACCAGGAGAGGCACCGGCCCGUCUGCCUGGAGCUGAGACACACCUGCCGCUCGGACGCCCUCUGCAGAUCUCGACUCGCUGAUUUCCACAUGAACUGCCAGAUGACGCCUCACACCGCCACCAGCUGCCCUCACGACAACUACCACGGCUGCCUCAUGUCCUACGUGGGCCUCAUCGGCUCUGACGUGACACCGAACUACAGCGACAGCAGUCCGUCCAACAUCACGCUCAGCCUGUGGUGCACCUGCAGGGGAACAGGAAGUGAGGAGCGAGAGUGUGAAGCCUUCCACCGCGACUUCACACACAACGCCUGCCUCAAGAACGCCAUCCAGUCGUUUGGGUACGGCUCCGAGGGCGGGACUCCUCAAGUGACCGAGCCCACGUCCACCUUCUUCCCCCCCGCCCAGCCGCCAAUCAUCUCCAGACCUGCUCCCGCUCUGCACGGCAGCGCCAUCAAGCCCAUGGACAGUGCGUGUGUGUUCUCCACCUGUGCCAACCUGCAGGACGGAGGCCAGAAGUGUGUCCCCUCUGACGAGUACGAGUGUGAAGAGGCUCUGUUGGCUCAGGAGUCAAUCGACUCUCAGGACUCCUCAGGUCCGAAGAGCAGCAGCCGCCACUCAGCUCCACUCCUCCACCACGUCUCUGUGUCCGUCCUGCCCACGUUCCUACUCUGCAUCGCAUUAAUGUGAACUGAAGCACACACACACACAUACACACAGACACACACACACACACACCCUCUCUCUGACACACACACACAUUCAAAGUCCUAAAUGGCAAGACCCCAUGAAAGUCACGUGACUCGGCGCCGCUUGCUUCAGGAAAAUGUCAAAUGGGAGACGUCCAAACAACAACAGCCUUUUCGAGCAGAAGGAAAUUCUCUGGAGGACGAUCAGAUCCGCUGUCCCCACACACACACACACACACACACACACACACACACACACAAUGAAGAAGGAGAAUGGAGGAAGAGGAGGCCAGACUGUGGACUCUGAGAGACGGACAGAUGAAUAAGAAGAGACACUCAGGAUCUCACGUCUCGGCCAGCGCUCGCUGUCUGGAGGGUUCGUGUGCUUUCUUGUUCCGACUCGCUUCCUCUGGCUUUCUUGGAUCUGAGACAACUGGGCUGAAAAGCAAAGGGACUUUGGCUCAAGCACAAAACCUCACACACAAACACAUACACACACAGACACACACACAGACAUACACACACACAACAGGCCUUCAAGUCAGCAGCCUGAGAGAGAGAUGGGACGGAUCCUCCCACAGUGUGUGUCAGCUCAGUCCACCUCUCUGUGGCAACACAAUUACACUGCACACGUACCAAGCACAGACACACACAUGCACACACACACUCCGUCACCCUCCCCUUAGACCUCGUUAGCGGGUAAACAGGGUCUACACACACACACAAACACUCCCACACGCACUUAGACACACACACACACACACUCCCACACACACACAGACACACACACACACACACACACAUACUCAUGCUGUUCACCAGUGUGCUUUUUGCGGGUCUUUAUCUUGGAUUUUGUUUUGUCCACCUUCUGUAUAAACUUUAUUUAAUGUGGAAUAUGAAAAGACCAAGAGUCUCAAUGAAAGAGUGUAGAGUUCACUUCAUUCUGUUAGUGUAAAGUUGUGUGAGUGAGUCCUCUGUGUGUGUGUGUGUGUGUGUGUGUGAGUGUGUCUGUGUGUGUGUGUGUGUGUGUGUGUGUGAGGAUUUGACUCUUAUAAGCAACUGAAACCAUAUUGUGAACGUGUAUCACUACCGACUGCUUGAUGUCUACAGAUCCUCUCCUGUCGUUGAUUAAACCCUGAAAACUCGA
This is a messenger RNA of Platichthys flesus (European flounder), 3292 nucleotides long. RefSeq names its product GDNF family receptor alpha 2b (gene gfra2b). Bases 719 to 2146 code for a protein of 475 amino acids. Gene Ontology annotation, cellular component: external side of plasma membrane; signaling receptor complex. The record is from RefSeq and is a predicted model, not a curated record. Gene Ontology annotation, biological process: nervous system development. Gene Ontology annotation, molecular function: signaling receptor activity. The transcript is spliced from 10 exons. Lineage: Eukaryota; Metazoa; Chordata; Actinopteri; Pleuronectiformes; Pleuronectidae.